AGCUUCCAACUUAAAAAGAUAUAACUUUCAUAUACUAUCAUUUUUGUCACACCUUGUAUAUAAUUAUGUGAUAUUAAAUCCACAUAUUAAACACUACAACUCUAGUAUUAAACUUUUUUUUUUAUAAUGGAUCACCACAUGCAAUUAUUAGGUGCAUACCUGCAAGCGUACUGGCUCAAAACAUAAGAGACAACAUAUAAACUGAAAUAAAGCCACAAAACAGCUAAAUCAUUUUACACCUAUACCAAUCAUCACACAACAAAUGUAAACAGUCUGAAUUUCAAUUAAACUUUUCAGAAACUGUUAUUACAAAUAUUCUGAAAUAUAUAUUUACUCUCUUCAUUAAAAAAACACGAAGGAAAUCAAAAAACUUCCGAUUUUCAUCAGCUGAUUUGCGUUAUCUCUCUUUUGUCGCCACGAUAUCUCACUCUACACUCCACCAAAUCCAUCGUUCUCUUGUUACACCCAUGGGAUUCCAGCAAAUAAGCACACAAAAAUUAACUUUUCUUGUCAGUUUGUCAAGUCUGUGUUCUAUUCCUUUGUGGUCUGUGCCACGACCAAUGCAAAGCUAAAUUAUUCUUUAUUUAUGUUUCAAAAAUUCUUAUUUCAGUUUUAGGUAAUGUGAUAUUUAAUUAAUACUUUGCUUUAUUUUAUUCACCAUGAGUGAAUAUAAUCCAUAUCUAUUCUAAAUCAUUCUGUCAUAACUGUUUGAACUUCCCUCUACUGAGGGCGAAUGCGAUUGGCAGAAACACGGGCUGGUCAAAUUGCAUAUGUCAUGGCGUUGAGAAGUUUUGUUGCGAAUGUCUAAAAUGUUUCGGAGUAUUUAUUCCAAUGGGGAUUUUCAUUUGUAGCGCAAAAAUUAGCUUAGUAGUAAUAAAAAUAUAGUGCAGUCUUCGAAACCAAGUGGUUGUGAUGUUGUAAACGCGUCUAAUACUAAUCAAACACUGGAAAAUGUCAAGCUAUUCUGAAAUGAGUUCCAGUCAGGAAAGACGAAGCGAGCAGUCGAUAGCGAGCGCGAGGGCGUCGGUAAUGAUCUACGACGAUGUCAAUAAAAAGUGGGUUCCUUCGGGCAGUUCUUCCGGUCUCUCGAAGGUGCACAUCUACCAGCACAACGUCCACCAAACGUUUCGGGUGGUCGGUAGGAAGCUCCAGGACCACGAAGUUGUCAUCAAUUGCGCAAUACUAAAGGGACUCAAGUACAACCAGGCCACCUCCACGUUUCAUCAGUGGCGGGACAACAAGCAGGUGUACGGGUUGAAUUUCAGCUCAAAAGAGGAUGCGGACUGUUUCGCUCGUGCCAUGUUUCACUCGUUAGAGGUGCUCAGCAACAUAGUCAGACAACCGGCACCCGCCAAUCAGCCGCAAUACGCCCCGCCCGUUUUGCAACAGAUACCGCAACAGCCGCCGCCGGUGCCGGCGCAUCAGAACCAGCCGCCUCAGCCACCGCAAAUGCCCCAUCAGCAGCAGCAACAUCAGUCUCAGUCGCAUCACCAGGCGAUGCAGCACCAAUCGCCGCAACCGCCCCAAUUGCCGCAACCCGCGGCGCAUCAACACUAUGACGAGGACAUGGGCUACCGUACUAUGACGAGGGAGGACGUCGCCAUGAUACAGGAGCGCAGAAUAUCCACCGCGUUGAUGUCACCUCAGCCGACAUCGCCGAUGACCCCACAAAACAACGUGCCUACGCCGCCGGCCAUGCCGUUGGGGGCCCCUAGCCCUGUGUCGCCGCCGCAAAUGUCGAGCGGACACUCGCGAACGGUUAGUGCCCCGCCCGCGCCACCGCCGCCUCCUGGGCCACCGUCGACCGGCCUAACGACAUCGGUGGCUGCGCCUCCGCCCCCUCCGCCGCCGCCCAUGAAUAUGUCGCGGAGUCAAAGCAGCGACGGUGGCGAGGUCAACUCGUUGGCGGCCCAACUGCAGAACGCCAGGCUCAAACGUAACAACAAAAACGGUAUUCAGGCGACAGAAAACAGCGGUUCAUCAACUAGCAGCGGGGGCAGCAAUUACGGCACAUUGGGUCGAGGCGGGGGCGGGAGCAUGGCAUCGAUGAUGGACGAGAUGGCGAAAACGUUGGCGAGGAGACGAGCCGCCGUCGAGAAAAAGGUGCCCGACAAGGAGGAGGAAGAAAAGAAGGUCGCGAUGUGGGAGAAAACGAACACGUUGCCUAGUAACACGUCCAAGUUCAGUUCCGAAUCGCCCAAGAGUGUGAGGAAGCGGUUCGGCUCCGCCUCGGAAGAGACCAUCCUCAAGGUGAACGGCCUGUCGGAGGUAGCGCUGUCGAUAGGCCCGUCGGAGAUCGAGAGUUUAAAAAACGAAUUAGUCAAAGAGGUGAAAAAGGAGAUCACCAAAAUGAAACAGGACAUUUUAGAUGCAAUCAAAACCGAACUGAACAGGAGGUAAUUUGACCAUCCUCCCGAUUUGAUAGCAUUUUUUUGUAUAGUUUUUACACUACGACGUAUGUAAGUUAUUUAAGUGGAACCUCGAUGACAUAAGCUAGAGAACAAUUACAACCAAUUUGUAAGUUAUUCUAAUUGUAUUUUAACGAUAUAAGGAGGGCCGUGCGCGGAUUGAAUUUUAUCCAUUCGAAAUGUAUGGAACACUUAAAGUUAACGGUCAAACUUUAGGAGCUCGGCAGAUUUUGUUUGCCAUUUAAUUAGAAGCGCUCAUUUUCGGCCUUAAAAUAAUCAAAUUUUUGCAGCCUGUUUAAUUAUCUGAAUUAAGUAUUCGUCAAUGCUUAUAAUCAAGAAUUAAGUUGAAAGAAUGGGCGGGAGGGGGGUUGAAGCAUACUGGAUCUUGGUCGCGAUAAGGGCCCACAUUUUUCUGUUCGCAUUUACUAAGUUCUCAACAUGUAAUCAAAAUUAUUAAAGAAACAUUUCUUGCAGGAUGCAUUUUCCAGAAUAUUAAUUCGCUCAUAUCGCGACCCGUCCCGUAUAAAAAAAAACAACAAAAAGCUAUUGUAUAAUUAGUAUUUAUUAAGUUAAUUUAAUCCUGUCGAUUAGGGUAAGUGACUUUUAUAAUUUUUAAACCUCGCAUCGAAAAGAACCCAAAGGAUUUUUGUAACGAACGCCCCCUCUCCCCUAAAGUUAUUAACAAAGACUGAUGGUGCGGUAUUUUUCUUUUACUGAUUUAUUCGAAAAAGUGCGGACAAUAUAAUUUUCUUUGUUUUUUUUCUUUUUUGGAAGAACAAUGGCUGCGCAAUUUCAUCUGUAAAUACCUAUUCAUAUUUUUUUUUCAUUCGUUUCAGCAAUAGCUAGUGCCAAUAGAUUUCAAC
Cylas formicarius (sweet potato weevil) is the source of this 3271-nucleotide messenger RNA. RefSeq names its product protein enabled (gene ena). The record is from RefSeq and is a predicted model, not a curated record. NCBI's taxonomy places the organism in Eukaryota, Metazoa, Arthropoda, Insecta, Coleoptera, Brentidae. Gene Ontology annotation, molecular function: SH3 domain binding. The coding region runs from base 952 to 2400 and encodes 482 amino acids. The transcript has 8 exons.